Messenger RNA from Dentiscutata erythropus, 594 nucleotides. NCBI's taxonomy places the organism in Eukaryota, Fungi, Glomeromycota, Glomeromycetes, Diversisporales, Gigasporaceae. The record is from the annotation of a GenBank genome assembly.
AUGAUGAGUAAUGCUAAUAAUAUUUCUUGUGAAAUACUUAAUCAAUUUUAUGGAGUGCUUUUAUAUAAAAAGAAGGAUAUAGUAGCUAUUCAGGAAAAGCUUGGUAAUAGUGGUAAUGUAAAUCAAACAGCAGUGCAUAUAGAGCCUGUGCUCGAAGGAAAAACACUUGUUAAUUUGUAUGAAUUGUUGAUAGAUUUAAUAAUAGAAAUAUUACCAAUAUGGGAUAAUCUCAGCAUUGAUGGCAAUUCUAUUCUAGAAGAGGCACUUCGAAGCAAUAAAGCUUCUAUGGAUAUCUCAUUUAGAGAAAUAUUUAAUUUGCUUAUAUAUUUGGAAGAGGAUAUAAUAGCAAUUCAGGAAAAGCUCAGUAUUGUCAGUUAUUCUAAUCAAGAAGCUGAUAAAAAUGCAAGAGGGCUUCCAUUAUUUCCGAAGCUUUCUUCUCAACAAUUGCACGAAGUUUUCGUAAAAAAUUUAGCUAAUACCAAUCAAUGCCCAUGUUUAGAACAACAUUUUGAUAAUACCGAUCUUGGGCACGUUUCAUUAAUGUGCCACCUGGUCGAUAAAGCCAUUUCCUCACUGCAUGCUGAAUUAUUUUAG